This is a messenger RNA of Didymosphaeria variabile, 780 nucleotides long. Its product is annotated as H/ACA snoRNP pseudouridylase subunit. The record is from RefSeq and is a predicted model, not a curated record. Bases 1 to 780 code for a protein of 259 amino acids. The transcript is spliced from 2 exons. Lineage: Eukaryota; Fungi; Ascomycota; Dothideomycetes; Pleosporales; Didymosphaeriaceae.
AUGAAAGUUCUCGUUGCAAUUGCAGCCUUAGUAACAGCUGCUUCGGCGGACUGUACCCGUGAAUCCCUCCUCGCCUCCGCUCAAACCUACAUUGAUGCUCAGAAGGCGGGCAGUACCACCGGGCUCAAAUUGUCAUCCAGCUUCAAGUACCAACAGAAUAACAAAGAACGCGCCAUAUCAGCAGGUCUUCUCGCUACGCCCUACAAGCUUGAUCUGGUGCGUUCGACAGCUGACACUGUCGCAUGUGCCUCGUACACAAUGUGGAUCUCUGCCUCUGGCAGCAAGCCUUACGUUGUCGGCACACAAAUCCGUCACGACGGGAACGACACAUCUACCAUUAGCCUCAUUGAUACGGUUGCGGCUACGACGGGCGAUUUGUUCUUCAACGCGAGCAAGACUCUGGGAUAUAUUCAGAAGGAAGAUUGGACGCCCAUCAAUAAAACGGAGUCGAUGCCCUCGCGGGAGCUGCUCAAGAAAGUAGGCGACGCGUACCUGGACAUGUGGACGGAUUCCAAGGCUGCAGAUAGCAUCCCAUGGGGCACUGAGUGCGAGAGGGUGGAGGGCAGUCAAUAUACGAGUCCAUGCGGACAGAGCUUGCCUCACGGGGGGAGCUCGAAGCCGAAUGGAAUGAGGCGAUAUGUUAUUGAUGAGGUAACGGGUAGCGUCGAUGUUCUGUGCCAGUUUGAUAGCUUGGGAACGAUGCCGGAUUCGCAUGAGAUUCGGGUUAUUGAUGGGAAGGUCAAGUAUGUGCAUACCAUAACCGCGCUGAAAGUCGGUUGA